Messenger RNA from Monoraphidium neglectum, 627 nucleotides. RefSeq lists its product as hypothetical. Lineage: Eukaryota; Viridiplantae; Chlorophyta; Chlorophyceae; Sphaeropleales; Selenastraceae. The transcript has 3 exons. The record is from RefSeq and is a predicted model, not a curated record. The coding region runs from base 1 to 627 and encodes 208 amino acids.
AUGGCGGAGAAACCGAGCUUCGAGGUUCGGAGCAGCGAGUUCCACAACAUGGAGCCCAGAACUCGAGAAGAUCGCUUGGCAGCUCGUGCGCGGGAGAAGCUGGAGCAGAGCAUGCUGCGGGCCCGUCGCGGGUGCUUCCACAAAUAUGAGGACCCCGGAAACCCCGUGGUUCCCGAGCCAACUAGCCCCAUGUAUUCUACAGAGACUGAAAGGUUCAAGCGGGACGUCGCAGGGGAGAUGCAUCAGCACAAGGUGGACGCGUUGAUGCGACAGCAGGAAGUAUACGACCGAAAGCGAGUGGAACAGAUGGAGAAAGAGCAGCAGCGGUGGGAUCGGAUGGCGGCACAGGCGGCAGAGGAAGCGGCGCGGAUGGAGGCGGUGCGUGCUUCGGGCCUGCGCGGGAAGCAGAACCAUGGGAGCGAGCACUUCAACAUAAUCACACUGAGCUACCACGAGACGCCUCAAGGCCAGACACUGCAGUACAAGGACGAGGUGACUCGCUACCGCGCGGUGCUGCGCUCCCAGAACCUGUUCAACAAGAACCACUCGGUGACGCACAACAUCAUUACCGGGGAGGCGCGCCCCAACCCAGUCCCAGUGCCGCCUGCCCCGUCACCGCCGCAAUAG